This is a messenger RNA of Chaetomium fimeti, 1416 nucleotides long. RefSeq lists its product as uncharacterized. NCBI's taxonomy places the organism in Eukaryota, Fungi, Ascomycota, Sordariomycetes, Sordariales, Chaetomiaceae. Gene Ontology annotation, molecular function: oxidoreductase activity. The coding region runs from base 116 to 1276 and encodes 386 amino acids. The record is from RefSeq and is a predicted model, not a curated record. The transcript is spliced from 5 exons.
GUUCUCCGGUACCCGAACGCGUCGAGGAUCUUCAAGUGACCACGACUACCCUACAAACCCGUACAACUUCGUCCUAUUACUCGGCUUUGGUACUAGCCUGUACGGCCUUGGUAGAAUGGCUGAAGGACUUCAGAUCAUGGACUCUCAUCCAAUGUCUUGGACACCCGAUGAUUUGGUUAACACCCAGGAUUCGGCCGGCCCGGCUCAGCACGUCACGCAAGUUCGCGAGAAAGGGGUUGUCGAGGUGGAAAAGGCCCUGAGGAAGUUUAGAGAGCUUGAUCUCGACGCAGGUGCCGUGACGCGGGAGAACUUCCCCCUCCCUACAGUCCAGGCGCAGCUUACCCGUGCCUGCAUCGAUAUCCAUCAAGGCCGUGGUUUCGCCAUUGUUAGGGGGCUCGACCCUCGGAGAUACACUGCAGAGGAUAACAUGGCAAUCUUUCUGGGGAUUUCGAACUACAUUGGCGAGCAAAGGGGCAUCCAAGACAAAAAAGGCUCCAUGCUGACCCAUGUCACGGAGUCCAAGAUCUGGACAACCCCACCCGAGAUGCGCCAUGGUAUUCACACAACUACCAGCCUGGCUUGGCACUGUGAUAUGGGAGCCGAUAUUCUUGCUUUGCAUGCCCGCUCGCUGGCUGAAACUGGCGGGAAUACCUUCGUGGCAUCGUCAUGGACCAUCUACAAAGAGCUUGCGGCGUCGUACCCCGAAGCUCUAGACACACUACGCGACCCGAGCUGGCCGAUCCAGGUGUCUGGGAAUCCACCGCGAUAUAUCCUCGCGCCGCUGCUGCAUGUUUCGGAGGACAAGGUCCUGAUCAGUGUCGAUCCAGGCCGGCUGGGCCUCCAUCCUGCAACUGCCAAGACAGGCCAUGAAUCCUGUAUCCCGGCGCUGAGUCCUUCACAACUCGAUUCCCUCGAAAUUCUUUCCGCUCUAGCCUCCAAACACCAGUAUUGUCUGGACAUGGAGCAAGGUGACAUGGUUUUCAUCAACAACCUAAGCCUUCUCCACGCCCGCGACUCAUACAUCGACCCCAAGGACGGACCUGGGCGUCAUUUUGUCCGGUUGUGGUUGCGGAAUUCGAAGCUAGCUUGGACGAUCCCCCAGUCAAUGCGUGCGCCCUGGGAGGCCGCGUUCGGCCCUGAAGGGAACGGCUUUCCCGGACUCGUCAAACGGUAUCCGGUAACACCGACGCCGGUGUACAAGCCGCCAAAGUACACAGCCGGCUCGGCUGCUUUUGUUCUCGAGGACGGCGAAGAUGUCAACAACCCCGGCUCUUGACGCGCCAUGACCAUUCCCAUCUUUCUACUUUCACAUUUAGUUCGGGACAUGCAAGGCCUGGAAUUAUCACGAAAGGGCGUACAUUCUUUGGACUCUAGCCCUCUGACACAAUCACUUUUCUUCAACGAUAUACACAGCCC